This is a messenger RNA of Alternaria burnsii, 501 nucleotides long. RefSeq lists its product as uncharacterized. Bases 1 to 501 code for a protein of 166 amino acids. NCBI's taxonomy places the organism in Eukaryota, Fungi, Ascomycota, Dothideomycetes, Pleosporales, Pleosporaceae. The transcript is spliced from 3 exons. The record is from RefSeq and is a predicted model, not a curated record.
AUGCGCCUGUUCCCUAAAACACAGGCUCCACUACCGACAGUCAACAUUAUGACAAAACACAGCCAUACUUUCAACAGCUCAACAGCAACUGGACUGGACAAGUUAGAACAGCUGCAGUUUGUAGAAGUAUUGAAAAGCUGGAUCGUUGAAGUUGCGCCUUUCAUCGCCACUACGAAUUCCGACAAGAGCUCGUCUUACAUAGUCGUCUUCACUGCGAGAAGAUCGAGUACGGUGAAUCCAUCGGCCAUCGCCUCAGUGACUGCAACUUCUUUGUACAUUGCGAAACUCUUUGCCAUCAGGCCAAGUCUGUGGGACAGUGAUUGGACACUUGUAGAGCAGAGCAGCAGAACCGAUACCUUGAUCGAUGCAGUAGAAGAUUUAUGGGAGAGGAUGGUGCAUAGAGCGGAUAGUCUGGCUGAUGGAACGAAAGUCGGUGCGAUGGUCGGUAAGAGGAUGAGCGGAAAUGAGAGGACAACGGCUAGGAAGAGUGCGGAAUGGUAG